GGGCUUCCCUCCUGUCCUUUCCAUGAAGGCAAGAGUGGGGAAUGGGGUUGCUGACUUCAUCCCUUCCUUCUGGAGUGAGAGUCGCUGGUCGUCAGCUAGUCCUCACCCUACCUGCCUUGUUCUGUUUCCUAACACAGAUGUUUGGCUGUGGCUCUGUGGCCCAGGUUGUGCUCAGCCGGGGCACCCAUGGUGGUUUCCUCACCAUCAACCUGGCCUUCGGCUUCGCUGUCACCCUGGGCAUCCUUGUUGCUGGCCAGGUCUCUGGGGCCCACCUGAACCCUGCCGUGACCUUUGCUAUGUGCUUCCUGGCGCGUGAGCCCUGGAUCAAGCUGCCUGUCUACACCCUAGCUCAGACUCUGGGAGCCUUCCUGGGUGCCGGGAUUGUUUUUGGGCUGUAUUUUGAUGCAAUCUGGGGCUUUGCCAACAACCAGCUCAUAGUCUCGGGCCCCAAUGGCACAGCUGGCAUCUUUGCCACCUACCCCUCUGGACACUUGGACAUGGUCAAUGGCUUCUUCGACCAGUUCAUUGGCACAGCCUCCCUUAUCGUGUGUGUGCUGGCCAUUGUGGACCCCUACAACAACCCUGUCCCCCGUGGCCUGGAGGCCUUCACUGUGGGCCUGGUGGUCCUGGUCAUUGGCACCUCCAUGGGCUUCAACUCUGGCUACGCCGUCAACCCUGCCCGGGACUUCGGCCCACGCCUUUUCACCGCCCUUGCGGGCUGGGGCUCGGAAGUCUUCACGACCGGCCGCCACUGGUGGUGGGUGCCCAUCGUCUCUCCGCUCCUGGGUUCCAUUGCGGGUGUCUUCGUGUACCAGCUCAUGAUCGGCUGCCACUUGGAGCCGCCCCCACCCUCCACCGAUGAGGAGAAUGUGAAACUGUCCCAUGUGAAGCACAAGGAGCAGAUGUGAAGGGGCAGGGGCCAUCUGCCCCCUGCCUCCUCCCUUGAGCAUUCAUUGACUGUACAGGGGCUGCUCCCUAGAAGCCCCGCUUUAUGACCCCUCUCUCAGGCUAGGAAGCUGCUUGUAUACCACCACCCCUCUGAACAGCCCCCUUUGGGAUCUUCCAUCCUGCCCCAGUAGGACCAUUGGCCACUGCCCUUGAGCUGUGUUGGGACAGGGAGUAGGGCCAAUACAGCCCUUUGUCUCCCAAAGAGAGAGAACAGACUGCAGGUGUGUGAGUGUGUGUGCAUGUGCGGGUGUGUGGUUUUCCAGAUAUUCAGGGCAAGGGACCAAGUAGAAAGGAUUCUAGCUGCAGGAGAGUGGGUGAGAGGAAGGGGGAAGGUGACAUGUCUGUCUAUGAGUGAGGAAAAGGCCAGGGGUCUGCAUGUUACAGGGGCUCCAUGUGGAGAAGGGUCCAGACAUGUGUUUCUGAGUAUGUGUGUGUCUGCGCUUUUUUCUACGUCGGGGUGUUUGGGGGAGGUAGGGUGGGAAUAUGAGUAGGGCUGGGAGGAGAGGAUCACAGCCCAGGUGUGGAGCUCUGGCUAUUCAUACAUAAGUAGGAGCAGAGUGACGUGUUUCUGUCACAAAGGAGGCAUGAAAGGGGUGGGGUGAAGUCCAGGUCAUAAGUUUCAUGUUUGCUCUUAAAAAAAAAUGUAUAUAUAUAUAGCGCAGAUGUUACAGCUUUAGGGAUGGGGUUGGGAGAGUCUAAAUAGGUCUUCACUCUUUUAAUCCUCCACUCAACACAUGUACUCUUUUGCCUUUUAUAAAAAAACCAAUAAAAUGUAUACCAAUUGUUUAAAUA
Molecule: messenger RNA, 1740 nt
Organism: Vicugna pacos (alpaca)
Lineage: Eukaryota; Metazoa; Chordata; Mammalia; Artiodactyla; Camelidae
Source: RefSeq, a predicted model, not a curated record